UUCUCUCGGGUAACAUCGAGUAAAAGUUUUAGGUGUAUGGCAAAGUAGCAUAAUUUGCACAACAUGGAUUAAUGCUUUACAUAAAGAACGUAUUAAUUUUUAAGUGAAUAUUAAAGAAAUAAAGAUAAACGAUGAAUGUCGCGGGCGGAGUUGGAUAUACACGAUCAGAGGUAUUCGUACUUGUGGCAAGAACAUCUAUUUUUGCGGCUAUUGGAUUUUUUAGCAUGAAAUGGAUUUUAAAUCAAUUGGAUCCCACGAUCACAGCAAAAAAGAGAGCCAAGGAAAGGGCACGCGAGCAGUUACAAAAAUUGACCAAAAUGGAUAAUCUAUUAUGGUCAGUAGACCCGGACCAGUUGACAGAUUAUGAAAUGAUGAUAGCAAACCACAUAGUGAAUCCUGGAGAGAUUAGAGUUUCAUGGGAGAAUAUUGCAGGUCUCGAAAAUAUUAUUCAAGAACUUAAAGAAACAGUUAUAUUACCUAUACAACGAAAAGAAUUGUUUGAAGGCUCUCAAUUAACUCAGGCACCGAAAGGGGUAUUGUUACAUGGGCCACCAGGUUGUGGUAAAACAAUGAUCGCUAAAGCAACUGCCAAAGAAACUAAAAUGUGCUUUAUUAACUUAGAUGUAAGCAUUUUGACUGAUAAAUGGUACGGAGAAAGUCAAAAACUAACUGCAGCAGUAUUUUCACUCGCUGUAAAAUUUCAACCAUGCAUCAUCUUUAUCGAUGAAAUAGAUUCGUUCUUAAGAACCAGAAAUUCACAGGAUCAUGAAGCCACCGCGAUGAUGAAAGCACAAUUUAUGUCUCUUUGGGAUGGAUUGAUAACAGAUUCAUCUUGCACGGUAAUAGUUAUGGGUGCUACCAAUAGGCCACAGGACUUGGACAGAGCAAUUCUUAGACGGAUGCCAGCUACUUUUCACAUUUCCUUACCAAAAGAGCCUCAACGAGUGCAAGUUUUAAAAUUAAUAUUAGAAAAUGAGCCAAUAGACGAUGAUGUGGAUAUCUCGAGACUGGCAAAUAUAACGGAAGGUUUUUCUGGUUCAGAUUUACGGGAACUUUGUAGAAAUGCAUCUGUUUAUCGCGUUCGAGACUAUUUGCGCACUCAUACACAAAAAUCAAGUAUGUAUACCGAUGAUGAAGAAUAUGAUAGUAUACGAUCUAUUAUGAUGGAAGAUCUUCUUACAUCAUAUAACAAGAUAAGAGCAUCUAAGAUACAUACGGGUAUUCUGAGUGUAUACUAAUAUCAAUACAAAAAAACAAACCAAUUAAUAUUAAACUUUUACAUUUUUCGUUCAAAUAUGUCGGUGAUUUUAGGUUAACUACAUCAAGGGUGAAAUGACACCGAUGUAAUGUUACUUAAUCUCUAAUGCAGCUAGGUAAUUGAAUAUCAAAACAUUGGGACAGUUCUUCCAUAAGAACACGAUAUGAGAUCUAAAAGUCUCAACAGUAAAAACGUGUUUAGAUAUAUUUAAACUUCUAAUUUUGUUAAUUUACAAUGACAUUAAAUUAUUUCAAAAGUACAUAAUUGGUGCGCUAAUUAACAAUUUUAAAGCAAGGUUUACGCCUGUUAAAUAUAUGUAAUAUACAUGUAACAUGAAAUUGUAGAAUGUAUUAAUUAAAAAGAGAACAACUUUAUAACAAAUGGGAUGCAGUUCAGCCGUAUAUAUCGCGUACAUUUAACGUGAUUCAUAAUUUUACGAAGGGUAUAGAAAAGCGUGUAUUUUUUAAAGAUCCUUUACUGAUUUGAUUAAAAUCGAAUAAAAUCUUCCUGUACUUAUA
This is a messenger RNA of Colletes gigas, 1776 nucleotides long. RefSeq names its product outer mitochondrial transmembrane helix translocase (gene nmd). Gene Ontology annotation, cellular component: mitochondrial outer membrane. Bases 132 to 1238 code for a protein of 368 amino acids. Gene Ontology annotation, molecular function: ATP binding; ATP hydrolysis activity. NCBI's taxonomy places the organism in Eukaryota, Metazoa, Arthropoda, Insecta, Hymenoptera, Colletidae. The transcript is spliced from 6 exons. The record is from RefSeq and is a predicted model, not a curated record.